CCGCGGCGGCGGCGGCGGCGGCGGGCGGGGGGUGGGCCAUGGGCGCGGUGCUGUCGCCGUCGCCGCCGGGGGGCUCGCGCCAGGCCGGCCUCUACGACGAGGGGGGCGCCGCGCCGGGCUCGCUGGGCCCCCACUCCCCGCCGGGCCUGGCCAAGGGAGGAGGCGCCGCCGGAGACAAGGCCGCCGCCCUGAAGAGGCCCUCCAUGUUCCUGCCGGCCCUCACCUGGAAGCGCCUGGUGGCCUCCACCAAGAAGCGGGGCGCGCGGGCGGCGGCGGCGGCGGGGGGCAAGGCGGGGGCCCCGUCGGCGCAGGAGGUGGCCCAGCUGAACCACCAGAACGCGGCGCACAAGCCCCCCCUCGGCGGCGCCCCCCCGCCGCCGGCCCCGGGCGCCCCCCCGCCGUCCCCGCGGCGCGUGGUGGUGCAGGCGUCGACGGGCGAGCUGCUGACGUGCCUGGGGGAGUUCCUGUCGCGCCGCUGCUACCGCCUGAAGCGCCUGUCGCCCGGCGAGCCCGUGCUGUGGCUGCGCGGCGUGGACCGCUCGCUGCUGCUGCAGGGCUGGCAGGACCAGGCCUUCGUCACGCCCGCCAACGUGGUCUUCGUGUACCUGCUGUGCCGCGAGGCCAUCGACGGCGACCUGGUCGCCAGCGAGCACGAGCUGCAGGCCGCGCUGCUCACCUGCCUCUACCUGGCCUACUCCUACAUGGGCAACGAGAUCUCCUACCCGCUCAAGCCCUUCCUGGUGGAGGCCUCCAAGGACACCUUCUGGGACCGCUGCCUGCGCAUCAUCGACGCCAUGAGCGCCAAGAUGCUCCGCCUCAACGCCGACCCCCACUACUUCACCCAGGUCUUCGCCGACCUCAAGAACGAGGGCGCCGCGCGCCGCGACAACUUCCCCCGCGUCUUGGACCGGUGACUGGCCGUCCCCCCCGCCUGGCCCCAGGAUACAAUAGCCCAGGCCUGACUUUUUAGAGACCAGCUCCUGGUGAGCAAAGGAUGCUACUCUACGGUUCCCCUUGCGGGAAACAGGUUGCAGUGGGCCAAAUGUUUUCCAAAAGAGACUGGCUAUCCGAGACAGACCCGGCACUUAAGAGCAUAAGAACUAGCCUGCUGGAUCAGACCAGAGUCCAUCUAGUCCAGCUCUCUGCUGCUCGCAGUGGCCCACCAGGUGCCUUUGGGAGCUCACCU
Molecule: messenger RNA, 1186 nt
Organism: Sphaerodactylus townsendi
Lineage: Eukaryota; Metazoa; Chordata; Lepidosauria; Squamata; Sphaerodactylidae
Product: cyclin-dependent kinase 5 activator 2-like
Exons: 1
Coding region: 39-914 (291 amino acids)
Biological process (GO): brain development; positive regulation of cyclin-dependent protein serine/threonine kinase activity; activation of protein kinase activity
Cellular component (GO): cytoplasm; protein kinase 5 complex
Molecular function (GO): cyclin-dependent protein serine/threonine kinase activator activity; protein kinase binding
Source: RefSeq, a predicted model, not a curated record